Molecule: messenger RNA, 2487 nt
Organism: Coffea eugenioides
Lineage: Eukaryota; Viridiplantae; Streptophyta; Magnoliopsida; Gentianales; Rubiaceae
Product: subtilisin-like protease SBT4.14
Exons: 11
Coding region: 1-2265 (754 amino acids)
Biological process (GO): proteolysis
Molecular function (GO): serine-type endopeptidase activity
Source: RefSeq, a predicted model, not a curated record
AUGAUAGGGUACCAUACUUACAUCUGUUCAUCCCCUAUUCGUCAUCUUCUGCUUUUCCUGAUUGCACUGACAGCUCUUCAAGCUGCAAAUGGAGACGUCAAGAAGGACUUCUAUAUCGUUUUCAUGACGGAUCAUUCGAUAUUGGAUAAAGAAGAAACAGCAGUUCAGCAGACACAUGUUGAUCUUCUCGCAUCCCUUAAAGGAAGUGAAGCUGAUGCUAGAGAGUCCCUGGUUCAUAGUUAUACGAAAAGCUUCAACGCGUUUGCAGCAAAGCUGUCUGAAGAUGAAGUUGGCAAGUUAUCAAGUCUGGAUGGAGUUGGUUCAGUGAUUCCAAAUAGAUAUCACAAGCUGCAUACUACCAAAUCAUGGGAAUUUAUUGGACUGCCUCCAACAGCAAAAAGAAAUUUGCAAGUCGAGAGCAACAUCAUUGUUGGUGUACUAGAUACAGGAAUUACUCCACAGUCACAGAGCUUUAAGGAUCACGGUCUAGGACCCCCACCAGCUAAAUGGAAAGGAACUUGUAAUCAUUUUGCAAAUUUUUCAGGAUGCAACAACAAGCUUAUAGGAGCAAGAUACUUCAAGUUGGACGAUUUUCCAGACCCGGACGACAUUUUAUCACCAUUAGAUGUUGAUGGCCAUGGAACUCAUACAUCAUCCACCUUAGCAGGCAGUCUAGUUCCUAAUGCAAAUGUGUACGGCCUUGCUAAAGGAACCGCCCGCGGGGCAGUCCCAUCUGCUCGAGUGGCAAUGUACAAAGUCUGUUGGGCGAGUACAGGUUGUUCAGACAUGGAUAUUUUAGCUGCAUUUGAUGCAGCCAUAGCUGAUGGCGUGGACAUUAUAUCUAUCUCGAUUGGCGGUUUAUCGGGCAAUUAUACAACUGAUUCUAUAUCAAUGGGAUCAUUUUAUGCGAUGAGGAAAGGGAUCUUGACCGUGGCUUCUGCAGGAAAUGAAGGGCCUAACAUUGGUAGUGUCACAAACCAUGCUCCAUGGGUUUUUACUGUGGCUGCCAGUGGCAUUGAUCGAGGCUUCAGGAGCAAAAUUGCACUUGGAAAUGGACAGACAGUCUCAGGAAUUGGAGUCAAUACCUUUGAACCAACGCAGAAGUCCUAUCCCCUUACCAGUGGGAUGGAUGUAGCAAAAGAUUCUAAGAGAAGGAACCUCUCAAGCCUAUGUAUUGAAGAAUCAAUGGACCCUAAGAAGGUAAAGGGAAAGAUUGUGUAUUGCAAGCUUGCUGUGUGGGGUGUUGAUUCUGUUGUCAAAGCUCUUGGAGGUAUAGGCACCAUUGUUGAAAGCGAUCUAUUUCUGGACACUGCCCAAAUUUUCAUGGCUCCUGCGACCAUGGUGAACUCAAGCAAGGGUAAAAGCAUUACUGCUUAUAUCCACUCAACAAGAUCGCCAAGUGCAGUGAUUUACAGAUCCCAGGAGCUUAAGGUUCAAGCACCAUUUGCUGCUUCAUUUUCAUCCAGAGGUCCAAAUCCUGGAAGCCAACGUCUUCUCAAGCCUGAUAUUUCAGCUCCCGGGAUUGACAUUUUGGCAUCAUACACUCGUCUGAGAUCCCUCACUGGAUUAAAAGGAGACACCCAAUACUCGGAUUUCACAUUCAUGUCUGGAACUUCCAUGUCAUGUCCACAUGUCAGUGGGGCGGCAGCAUAUGUGAAAUCAUUCCAUCCGAAUUGGUCCCCAGCUUCGAUCAAGUCUGCCAUCAUGACCACUGCUACCCCUAUGAGCUCCAAAACAGACAGAGAUGCUGAAUUUGCCCAUGGUGCUGGUCAAGUGAAUCCAGUGAAAGCUCUGAGCCCCGGACUGGUUUACGACAUGGACGAUUUCUCAUACAUUCAGUUCCUCUGUCAUGAAGGCUACAAUGAUUCGUCCUUGGCUAAUUUAGCUGGCCAACAACAAAUAAAUUGUUCCAAAUUGCUUCCUGCAACUGGAGAAGAUGCUAUCAACUAUCCAACAAUGCAGCUCCGUUUGAAAAGCAAUCAAGAGCCAACCACAGGGAUUUUCAGAAGGGUAGUCACCAAUGUCGGUCCUUCUCAGUCUGUGUACAAUGCCACCAUUAAAGCACCAAAAGGAGUGGUGAUUACGGUGAAACCGACAAGUCUGUCUUUCUCCCGUGCAUCACAAAAGAGAAGCUUUAAAGUUGUGGUGAAGGCAAACCCCAUGUCAAGUAAGGAGCUAAUGGUAUCAGGUUCACUCACAUGGAGAAGCCCCGGUCAUACCGUGAGGAGUCCAAUUGUCAUCUUUAAUCCACCGCUGAGACAUUAACAUGAACUAUGUACCCACAAAAUUUCAAGCUAGUCAAAUAGAUAACAUGUUAGAAGAUGAAGAAUGCACGGAAUCAGAAAUAGGAAACUAAUAUCUAUUAUCCAGUGUAAGGAGAAUAAAAUACUUGAGAUGCAUAUUAUUGACCAGUCCUCUAAGAAUUGAAAAAGAGAUGUGUGGUGGCGAAUAUUAAUAAAAACAGUGCCUGAUAACUGAAUUGAUUAA